Molecule: messenger RNA, 1139 nt
Organism: Bacillus rossius redtenbacheri
Lineage: Eukaryota; Metazoa; Arthropoda; Insecta; Phasmatodea; Bacillidae
Exons: 3
Coding region: 136-771 (211 amino acids)
Source: RefSeq, a predicted model, not a curated record
AACACAAGUGUGUGUGCUAAUGGACCGUCUGGACUGCUUGGCCAGUAACAUUACAAUAUCUGGUUUUCACGACGCGUCGUUGAAGUUGUUCGUGUAUAUGGACCCACCAGGAGGAAUAUAAUUUUAGUAAAAAUAAUGGUCAAAAAGGAUUACAUUAAUUACUUUUUUCUAGUGAUGGCAGAAGUCAUCUUAUGUUCUGAUGUAGCUAUUGAGGACACUGCAAUAUCCAGACAGGAAAGAAGUCUCGUAUUCGGCAAGAGUGGCCAAAUACAGUUGACGGCAGGCUUCGACUUACCGGUGAUGGUGAACAACGUGACGGUGUCGGCGUCGUGGAACGUUCAGGCGACCUACCUGCUGCCCACCAAUGCCACGGAGUUCUCGUACCCGUACACGACCAGCGGGCGCGGGCGAGACCGGCGCAGCCCCUGGGCCGCAAGUCGCUGGCAAGUGUACUCGUACCUGGAGCAGGCACUGACGGACCACGAGCUGGACGGGCGAGCGUGCCUGCUGCGGAGCGUGUGCGAGGCGGCGCGCGUGCCGCUGCACACGGCGGGACCCGGCAGCCUGCUGGAGGAGGUGCUGCACAUUCUGCUCACGCCAUCGGAGGACGCGGAGGACGCGGAGUGCGCGGAGUGCGCGGAGUGCGCGGAGUGCGGAGGGCAGGACUUAUUGAGCGCCGAGGAGGCGGGGCGGCGCGACCAAGACUGCGGCCAGCUGUUCGUGGCAUGUCCUUGGUCGCUGCUGGACCUGCUGUCCGUCACCGCGGGCUGAAACCCGGGCCCUCCUCCGCCUGCUUUCGCCGCACAGUGACGGUGAUGCGAUCACAACAGUGAUCGCGGGUGACGCGAUGCGAAUUAAAUAAUUCUUUGACCAGCCAAGCUUGGCACACCAGUGGACAGACAGUCGUUCCGUUUAGACAUUUGUUACUGCACGACACAAUUAUGCACGUAAAUGGUUUAAUAUAUAUAUUUUUUUGUCCGGUUAGUUAGUUCAUCGUAAAACAUAAUGUCUUAACCGUCAAGACCUCGGAGCUGCGAGUGUUCUACCAUUACUUAUGUCCAGUUUAUAUUUAAAAAUAUUUUACUAAACAUUAAUCAAAUUACUGUUGUAUAUUGUUAUUAAAACUAUAAGAUUUUAAA